AUGGGGCACUCCAACAUGUGGAAUUCUCACCCUAAGAACUACGGCCCUGGCUCCCACGCCUGGUACAGAAUAUCGCUUCUUCUCUUCCAACCUUACGGCCUCAUGUGUUGUAGGCAAUGCUUUCGCAGCAACGCCAAGGAAAUUGGCUUCAUUAAGAGAACACGGUGGAACAUGUCUUAUGGCAUUAUGGUUGUUGCGGUUUACCAUCGGUUGCUCGUCUAUGGAGGAGAGGCUCAUAGUGUGGUGGGUGUUGCUCGAUUUUGGUUUCUCACAUUGUGUUUCUUUCAUUUGGAAGCAUGA
Juglans microcarpa x Juglans regia is the source of this 300-nucleotide messenger RNA. RefSeq names its product 40S ribosomal protein S29-like. The transcript has 3 exons. Lineage: Eukaryota; Viridiplantae; Streptophyta; Magnoliopsida; Fagales; Juglandaceae. The record is from RefSeq and is a predicted model, not a curated record. Gene Ontology annotation, cellular component: cytosolic small ribosomal subunit. Gene Ontology annotation, molecular function: zinc ion binding; structural constituent of ribosome. Bases 1 to 300 code for a protein of 99 amino acids.